AUGAUAAUAUGUGAAACUUCUCGCGGAGACAAAGGUUCAGAGACAAAUCUCGCGGAGACAAAGACUCGUUUAUCUAUUUUUCCUGGAUGCACAUCUUCAAUGGUGCGCCAAACAGUCUCAACACAACCAAGAUCUACAAAUAUAAAAAAAAUUUCUUUAACAUCACGAAAUGCAAUACCUGAUGAAAUGGAUGAUUUCAAUCAAAUUGAUUUAAUUAGAUUUUAUGAUGUUGAAAUAAUGUUGUCGGAAAUAAAAGAAAGAUAUCCUCAAUACUUUGCAUUCAUUGAAAAUUCAAAAGUCAUAUUGUUUGAUGUUUCUCGAUCAUGUCUACCUGAAACAACAUUUUCUGUUGAAAUCAACUGUCAUUCAUGUCACGUUAAUAUUUAUUAUAGGCAUACAAAAGUUAACUGCUAUGACCUGCUCAGUUUUUCUCAUUGUCUUACUCGGUGGUCACAGCUUAAAGCUAUUGUCAAAAGAGUUUGUACCUCUAAUCCUGAAAUAAACGAUGAGGUAUUAAGUUUGAUUAGUCAAAUUGAAAAUACAUACAGUGACACUUCUGAAGAAAUUUCUUUCCUCAUUGAACAACUAUGCCUCACCACAUUCUCCAAAUGGACUGCGCUUUUCUACUUUAUGUAUACGUCGUGCACUUGAACUGUAUUUGUCCUCAAGAUGCUGUUAUCGACAUUUAAGAAAUCUGCUUUGUUUGCCCAGUCCAAAGACUCUCAUUUCAAAAUUAGGAAGAGUUGGAGGAGUUGGAAAUGAAAAAGAGUGCAAUAAUACAAUCAAAGUUGUUUUUGAAAAUUUUAAUAGUUCUGAAAAGCGUUGCUGCCUUCUCUUUGAUGAGAUGUAUAUUAAACCAAGUGUUAGUUUCAGAGGAGAACACCUCAUUGGAUAUAGCGAGAACAAUCCCACUAAAAUUGCAAAAACGUUAUUAGUCUUUAUGAUUAAACCUAUGUUUGGUAAACCUUCUUUUGUUUGUAGAAUUGUACCAAUAUUUAAACUGUCAGUGCACUUUCUUCACGAUUUGAUUAUAAACAUAAAUAAGCAAAUAAUUGAUGCAGGAGGAGAAUUACUGUGUCUUUUAUCAGAUAAACAUCCCACAAAUCGAAG
Hydra vulgaris (swiftwater hydra) is the source of this 1110-nucleotide messenger RNA. The record is from RefSeq and is a predicted model, not a curated record. NCBI's taxonomy places the organism in Eukaryota, Metazoa, Cnidaria, Hydrozoa, Anthoathecata, Hydridae.